UAAACUUCAGAGCGCCGAUCUUUAACUGUAGCAGACAGAUGCUUCCCUGCUGUAUUCAUGUACUACACAGUUACAUUUUAUCGUUUGAAUAUAAUUUGAAACUUCACACUGAUUUGCAAACUUUGUCUGAAGACUCAGCACAAUUGCUGGCAUGCAGAAUGCAAACCCAAUAGAGGAGGUGGGAGGCGACACAUCCUGUGAUGUGCCAUGUCUCCAGAAACUUGACUCCCCAACAGGGAGCCCUCCCAAACAAGCCUCUCUCGCAGAUAUGAUUGAGCUUGAGAAUUGUGUUUCCAAUCUCAGCCUUGCACAUGAGAUAGUGAUGAACAGAGACUUCAGCUUUAGACAGAACAGCCCACCCAAAGACAGCUUGCAAGGGAGAAUAUCUGACAUAGUUCACAGUGCUUUCUGGGACAGUCUUCGUGAGCAGCUUUCAUGCAGCCCUCCAGACUAUGUCCAUGCUGUCAUUCUGCUCCAAGAGGUGAAAACUACCGUGCUGUCCCUGCUCCUGCCUGGCCACGUGCGUCUGAAGGCCCAGGUGGAGGAGGUUCUGGACCUGGAGCUGAUCCAGCAGCAGGCAGAUCAUGGGGCCCUGGACCUGCAAAGAUUGUCAGGCUACAUCAUCAAUACCAUGGCCUCCCUGUGUGCCCCUGUACGGGACCCUGAGAUCAAGUCACUACGGGAUCUUUCGGACCCAGUGGAGCUCCUCAGGGAGAUCUUCAGAGUCCUUGGCCUGAUGAAGACAGACAUGGUCAACUUCACUGUACAGAGCCUCAGACCUAAUCUUCUUCAGCAGGCGGUCCAAUACGAGCAGGCCAAGUUCCAGGAGGUCCUGGAGAAGCAGCCUGAGUUCCUGGACAAGACCACCGUUUGGCUUCAGGUGGCAGCACGAGAGGAGGCAUUGGUCAGUACCCAGUCUGACCUUGACACUGGGACUCCCAAGCCACGUGGUCCAUUAAGUCCUACUGUCGUCCUGAACAGGGCUUACCUGCAACUGCUGAGCUGGGACCCCCAUGACCAGAACUACCCUGAGACAGUUCUGAUGGACAGAGCCCGCAUAGAUGCACUGGGGCAGAGGCUGAGUCUGCUGGUUCUUGAGGCAUCAGUUCUGCUGUUGACUAGCACACAGUGUGGGGCCGCUGUUUUCUCUCUGCAGGGGUUUGUAGGUAAACUCAAGCAGACCAUCACUGCCCUGCUGGAGGGCAGUCACAACAGGGACUUUGACCUGCAGGGGGCGUUGCUGGGGCUGAGGGAGCAGGUGCUGGUGCAGGUGAAGGAGGCUCUGAUCACCCAGGAAGGACCAGCGCUGCCUCAGGACAGUGAAGAUUUGCUUAAGGGACAGAUCUCAGACCUGGCCAAGGACAACAACCCCAUCCACACUCUCAUAGGAGAAAGAGUGCAGGGCUACCUCCAGGCCAUGCUAGAGGGAGGCCCCACUAAAAAGAGUCCGUCCAUGCCCCCUGCCCUGAGGCUGCUGAGUGCUGAGGUGGCAGAACUGGGAAUGGCCUUUGGGCGAAUAGUCCAUUUCAACCGCUCAGUUUUCGGCCCCUUCUACGUCCCCAUCCUAAGGAAGAUGCUGUUUCCAUCGGGAGAGGCCGAGAUGGGAGAGGACUCCCGCUAGUCCCCCGAACACCUCCGGUCCCUUGCAUAAGCUGCCAUUCAACAUUUACACAAUGUAGAGCAGGAUUCCCAAACUGGCGACCCGCGGGCCAAAUCUGGCACGCCAAUAAUAUUAUUUGGCUCCUCAAAGACCCCCAAAUUAAAUUUUAAUAUUUUUUAAAUAAAAAAAUGUAUACAAAUCUCGGAUCCGAUAUGCAAAACCCCCCAAAUGCAAUGUCCCAAGAAGGAAGUUACCCUACCUAAAUAAUGGAAAAGUAAAGUUUUAACUUCAUUCAUGAGGAAAGAGAAUGCAGGAGACAGUCAACUAAUAAAGCUGGCAACAGACCAUUUUGUGGUGCUGAAACUUAAAGCUGCAACCACAGCACAAUCAAUAGGAGGUGAACAGCACCUGGUGCUGAAAAUAUAGCUAACCUGUUAUGCAAGUGUUGCACAGCGACAGAUGGAGAAAACCUACACCAGUCGAGUAAUUCAUUUCAACAAUAAUCUUCAUUUUAAUUUGACUUUACAAACAAGAAGAGGGCUUAAUUGUCUUCUGAGCCAAGGCCUACAUAAAAUAACAACUGGCUGUGGUAUUCCAUAAGGCUUAACAGCAUCUUUCACAAGAAAAUAUUAUAUGGCCGAAUAGAAGUGUGAUUUCUUUUUUUUUACAAGGUCUCCUUACAAUUGCAACUGGCCAAAAAUGGAGCAUGCUAGAUAAAACAAUAAUUUAAAGAAAAAAAGGUGGUCUAUCAGGACAGCCAGCUCCUAUAUCGACAGAACAAACAGAUAAUACUGUCAGCUUGAGACCUAAAUAUUUCUGGAUAAGCACACAAUAAUGUUAGUAUUUACUAAGUACAGUCAUAUAGGCCACUAAGUUACUCACUCAAUGGGAAAUGUUGCAUUUCCUCUCGAUCUUAUGGAUGUCACGUGAGAUGGAUGUGAUUUUGAUGCGCAGGCAGUCAACAAUUGACUUGUGUGAAAACCGGUUCCUGUCCUGAGUCUAUAUUGCAUUCAUAGAGGAAAAUGAGGACUCGCAGGAUUAAGUCGAUCCAAACAUUGUUAGCACAUGAAAUGCACGUUUCUUUAUUGGCUGUAUUCCAGAGCAUGCCACCCAAAACGCACACAAGGACAAGGAUCCCUGAUUUGGCUUGAUGUCUGUAAUUCAAUCAGCUCAGUUUGAAUUGCGGCCUAAUUUUUAAAAUUUUAACUUUAUUUAACUAGGCGAGUCAGUUAAGAACAAAUUCUUAUUUACAAUGACGGCCUACCCAGACCAAACCCGGACGACGCUGGGCCAAUUGUGCGCCACCCUAUGGGGCUUCCAAUCACGGCCAGAUGUGAUUCAGCCUGGAUUCGAACCAGGGACUGUAGUGACGCCUCUUGCACUGAGAUGCAGUGCCUUAGACUGCUGCUCCACCCAGGAGCCCAAUCCAGCAAGGGUAUCGUUUUCUUAGCAAUGGAGGAGUGUUCUCCACCUGGGCAGACUGAGAGGAGCACGUACAAACGCAAUGAUAUCCAUGGGCAUUCUGUAGUCUUCAAAUCUGGUGGAGGAGUUGUCAGCCAAAGAAGCAGUUUAUAUGUAGCUUGCAGUUAACGCUUAAAUGUUUCUGCGUAGGGCCUCUGUCUCAGGCGGGAAGACCACCUUGAAAGUUCCAUGCUUAGAUUCAUAAUAAUGUAUAAGAUAAAAUUAUUUGCAAACAGCAACAUUUUCAUUUCAAAUAAGACACACUGGCUUGGCAUUGGGAAAAUAUGGUAAGAUGAAUGCAAUCUCUUUGUACAUUUUCCCUGAUACUUAUUGAGAGCGACAUGUUGAUGUUAAAAAAUAUUAGUGUAGGCUACAGUAAACCUGUUUUUCCCCACCAAUCAACACACAGUGAAAUAGACAAAAAUAAUAACUGAAUAGAGACAUGGUGAUUUUAUGAGCGUAAUCAGAUCAAAAUUAUUGUUAUUGUCACAGAAUGUAUUAUGUACUGAUCGGCCAAUUAAUUGUGCUAGUAUUAUAUACUAAUUAUGUUCUGGCCCGCUGACUAUUAGCUCAGAGUCAAAUUGGGCCAUGGGCCAAACCUAGUUGACGAACCCUGAUGUAGAGUGUUUAUACUGUAUAUUUAGAUUUUAGAAUAUACACUGCUCAAAAAAGGGAACACUUAAACAACACAAUGUAACUCCAAGUCAAUCACACGUCUGUGAAAUCAAACUGUCCACUUAGGAAGCAACACUGAUUGACAAUAAAUUUCACAUGCUGUUGUGCAAAUGGAAUAGACAACAGGUGGAAAUGAUAGGCAAUUAGCAAGACACCCCCAAUAAAGGAGUGGUUCUGCAGGUGGUGACCACAGACCACUUCUCAGUUCCUAUGCUUCCUGGCUGAUGUUUUGGUCACUUUUGAAUGCUGGCGGUGCUUUCACUCUAGUGGUAGCAUGAGACGGAGUCUACAACCCACACAAGUGGCUCAGGUAGUGCAGCUCAUCCAGGAUGGCACAUCAAUGCGAGCUGUGGCAAGAAGGUUUGCUGUGUCUGUCAGCGUAGUGUCCAGAGCAUGGAGGCGCUACCAGGAGACAGGCCAGUACAUCAGGGGAUGUGGAGGAGGUCGUAGGAGGGCAACUACCCAGCAGCAGGACCGCUACCUCCGCCUUUGUGCAAGGAGGAGCACUGCCAGAGCACUGCAAAAUGACCUCCAGCAGGCCACAAAUGUGCAUGUGUCUGCUCAAACGGUCAGAAACAGACUCCAUGAGGGUGGUAUGCGGGCCCGACGUCCACAGGUGGAGGUUGGGCUUACAGCCCAACACCGUGCAGGACGUUUGGCAUUUGCCAGAGAAGACCAAGAUUGGCAAAUUCGCCACUGGCGCCCUGUGCUCUUCACAGAUGAAAGCAGGUUCACACUGAGCACAUGUGACAGAGUCUGGAGACGCCGUGGAGAACGUUCUGCUGCCUGCAACAUCCUCCAGCAUGACCGGUUUGGCGGUGGGUCAGUCAUGGUGUGGGGUGGUAUUUCUUUGGGGGGCCACACAGCCCUCUAUGUGCUCGCCAGAGGUAGCCUGAAUGCCAUUAGGUACCGAGAUGAAAUCCUCAGACCUCAUGUGAGACCAUAUGCUGGUGCGGUUGGCCCUGGGUUCCUCCUAAUGCAAGACAAUGCUAGACCUCAUGUGGCUGGAGUGUGUCAGCAGUUCCUGCAAGAGGAAGGCAUUGAUGCUAUGGACUGGCCUGCCCGUUCCCCAGACCUGAAUCCAAUUGAGCACAUCUGGGACAUCAUGUCUCGCUCCAUGCACCAACGUUGCACCACAGACUGUCCAGGAGUUGGCGGAUGCUUUAGUCCAGGUCUGGGAGGAGAUCCCUCAGGAGACCAUCCGCCACCUCAUCAGGAGCAUGCCCGGGCGUUGUAGGGAGGUCAUACAGGCACGUGGAGGCCACACCCACUACUGGGCCUCAUUUUGACUUGUUUUAAGGACAUUACAUCAAAGUUGGAUCAGCCCGUAGUGUGGUUUUCCACUUUAAUUUUGAGUGUGACUCCAAACCCAGACCUCCAUGGGUUGAUAAAUUUGAUUUCCAUUGAUCAUUUUUGUGUGAUUUUGUUGUCAGCACAUUCAACUAUGUAAAGAAAAAAGUAUUUAAUAAGAAUAUUUCAUUCAUUCAGAUCUAGGAUGUGUUAUUUUAGUGUUCCCUUUAUUUUUUUGAGCAGUGUAUAUACAUUAGUAACGUUUGUUAAACCAAAAACAGGCCAUCAGAUAAGUAGAAUAUAUAAAGAUCAUAUAAAGAAUAAUCAUACUGGAAUAUAUUUUCCUCAGGACACAUAUAAUAUUUGUUGUUGCAACCAUUGUGAUAAUCGUUUUACUAAUAUCUAGUGUUUGCAUGUAUGUCAGCUUGAAUUGAUUAUUUGUGCAUUAGCUAGAGAUUGUUGUGUACAGUAGGUUUAUUGAAUGGUAUGUACUGUAUAAUUUAAAGCACUUACCAAAGAUAUGUAUGCACUUUUUAACCCAUUUCAAAUACAUCUAUAUUUUAAUAUUUUGAAACUGUACAUUAAAUAAUGUGUGAAAUUUG
Molecule: messenger RNA, 5628 nt
Organism: Oncorhynchus masou masou (cherry salmon)
Lineage: Eukaryota; Metazoa; Chordata; Actinopteri; Salmoniformes; Salmonidae
Product: T-complex protein 11-like protein 2
Exons: 10
Coding region: 152-1621 (489 amino acids)
Biological process (GO): regulation of sperm capacitation
Cellular component (GO): sperm flagellum; acrosomal vesicle
Source: RefSeq, a predicted model, not a curated record